AUGCUUGUGCAAAAGAGACAACUAAAGCGAUUAUUGAGGAACUUGACUGACGGUGGUUUCUUUUCGAUUCUUGUUGAUGAGUCUGCAGACAUUGCUGAUAAGGAGCAAAUGGCUCUUUGCUUGCGAUAUGUUAAUAAAAGAGGAGAAGUAAAUGAGAGAUUUCUUGGUAUUAUGCAUGUCGGUAAUACUACUUCUUUGACUCUAAAGGAUGCAAUAGAGUCACUGCUAAUGGAACACUCUUUAAGUCUAUCUAGUGUUCGAGGCCAAGGAUAUGAUGGGGCUAGUAACAUGCGAGGGUCAAUUAAUGGUUUGCAGACUUCAAUUCUGAAAGAAUCUUCAAGUGCUUAUUAUGUUCAUUGUUUUGCUCAUCAACUUCAAUUGACUCUUGUUGUUGUUGCUCAAAAGAAUAGAGAUGUUAGUUGGUUAUUUAAUUAUGUUCUUGUACCUUUGUUGAAUUUUAUUGAAGGUUCACCCAAAAGAAAAGAAAUUCUUCAAGAAAAACAAGUUGAAAUUGUCGUGCAAGCAUUGUCUUUGGGGGAAAUCGAAUCUGGAACAGGUUUAAAUCAAGAGCUUGGAUUAAGUAGGCCUGAAGAUACUCGUUGGGGAUCACAUUUCAAAACAAUUUUAAAUGUGAUUCAUUUAUUUCCUUCGAUUCUUGAAUCACUUGAUGCCAUUGGAAAAGUUUAUGAUAUGAAAGACAAGAAUAAAGCUGAGUCACUUACACACUUAAUGUUGUCGUUUGAUUUCAGUUUCGUAGCACACUUGAUGUUGUCAAUAUUUGAAAUUACAAAUGAACUAAAUUUGGCCUUGCAGAAAAAAGAACAAGACAUUGUAAAUGCAAUGUCCAUUGUUGAUGUAACUAAGAAAAACCUUCAAGAUUUGAGAGAGAAUGGAUGGGACGAUUUCAUGUAA
Messenger RNA from Andrographis paniculata, 912 nucleotides. RefSeq lists its product as uncharacterized. The coding region runs from base 1 to 912 and encodes 303 amino acids. The record is from RefSeq and is a predicted model, not a curated record. The transcript has a single exon. NCBI's taxonomy places the organism in Eukaryota, Viridiplantae, Streptophyta, Magnoliopsida, Lamiales, Acanthaceae.